This is a messenger RNA of Onychostruthus taczanowskii (white-rumped snowfinch), 2059 nucleotides long. Its product is annotated as phospholipid scramblase 1-like. Bases 217 to 1065 code for a protein of 282 amino acids. Lineage: Eukaryota; Metazoa; Chordata; Aves; Passeriformes; Passeridae. Gene Ontology annotation, biological process: plasma membrane phospholipid scrambling. The record is from RefSeq and is a predicted model, not a curated record. The transcript is spliced from 10 exons. Gene Ontology annotation, cellular component: plasma membrane. Gene Ontology annotation, molecular function: phospholipid scramblase activity.
CGGGCACGGGCACGGCGGGACACAGGCACACAGGAGCGUCCUUACCGAGCGGGGUUCCAUGCAGGACACCUCCCGUCAGUUCCAUGUUUGGAUCUCCUGACUUGGAUCUGUCUCUAAUAGCAGUUGCUGCUGUUGUCUUGCUUCACUCAUUACCCCAGAGAAAGAGAUAACUCUCAAGGUUUAAGCUGGUAUCAAACUAUAAGCAGAUCUACAACAAUGCAAGGACCUCCACCUGCCACAGCACCUGGAAUGCCCUAUGGCUCCCCUCAGCAGGUCCCUGGGACAUACCAAGGGAACUAUGGAUUCCAGGCGCAGCCCAUGGGGUUCCCAGGAGGAUUUGUCGCUCCACCUGUCCAGAGCCAGCCCACCAUGGGUGGGACAAUCUGGAUGCCUAUCCCUCCUUCUAUUCCCAACUGCCCUCCUGGACUGGAGUACCUCACACAGAUUGACCAGAUAUUAAUUCAUCAGCAACUUGAAAUUCUUGAAAUUGUGACUGGCUUUGAAGAAAACAACAAGUACGAGCUGAAGAACACGCUGGGACAGAGGGUGUACUUUGCGGCAGAGGACACGGACUGCCUGACCAGGAACUGCUGCGGGCCCUCACGGCCCUUCACCAUGAGGAUCAUGGACAACCUGGGCCGCGAGGUGAUAACGCUGCACCGGCCUCUCCGCUGCUCCGCCUGCUGCUGCCCCUGCUGCCUGCAGGAGCUGGAAGUCCAGGCACCUCCAGGAACAACAAUUGGUUAUGUUGUCCAGAACUGGCAUGUCUGCCUGCCAAAGUUUACCAUUCAAGAUGAGAAAAGAAAGGAUAUUCUGAAAAUUACUGGCCCAUGUGUUGUGUGCCGGUGUUGUGAGGACAUUCAUUUUGAGGUGAAGUCUCUGGAUGAGACUUGUCCUGUUGGGAGGAUUUCUAAGCAGUGGACUGGUCUUGUGAGGGAGGUGUUUACAGAUACAGAUAACUUUGGAAUCUCAUUCCCAAUGGACCUUGAUGUGAAGAUGAAAGCUGUCAUGAUUGGUGCUUGCUUCCUGAUCGACUUCAUGUUUUUUGAACAUAGUGGUAAUUGAGCAUCUGCAAGCGGGAGUUUGGUAAUGAAAUCUAGAUGUUCUCUAUGGAAGGAAGAAGAACAUGGAUCUCCCAACUUUCCAAUGAAUUGUAGCCCUCCAGUAAGAAUAUGAGAAAUGUACAUGUUAUAGUUACAUUUCUGUAAGCUAAAAGUUUUAUGGUCUUUUCUAUUAUUUGUUUAAUAUGGUGAAAUAAUUUGUAGUAUUCAAAUAAGGACUCUAUCUGUACAGAUCAAUAAUAUAAUUUAGAGAAAUAUAUAGCAACCUUUUUUUUCCCAAGAACUCUGUAAUUUUAAAGUAAUUAAUUAUAGUAGUUAUUUAUAACUGCUAUAAUAAUACUUUGAUUCCUAAAAAAGAGGACUGCUUCUAUAUUCAAUAUUAAUAAUAACCUAAGCCUAAUAAGGAGAUACUGAUAUUUUCAUGGGUAUUCUUCUUUGGUAGUUUUGCCUUGAUGUUCACAUUCUGUUGUUUCCAUCUAUCCAAUAUAUACAUUCAGAGCAAAGUAAUGCAUUUGGACAGAACUAUCUGAAAUGGGUGUAAAAUGUUAUUACUCUGGUGUGCUGGGUGUGUGUGAGCUGGGGUUCAUUGCCCCCAGCAGCCCUCACAGAGCUGUGCUUUGCACUGCUGAUAACCCAGCGGUGUUUUGGUGCAGCUGAGCAGUGCUGGCCCAACAGCAGCCCUGUCUCUGCAGCAUCCCACCUGCCUUGAGUAGGCUGGGGGUAGGCAAAGUCCUGGCAGGGGACACAGCCAGGCCAGCUGCCACAAAUUGGCCAAAGGGACAUUCCACACCGUGUGACAUCAGCUGGGAUAUCAAAGAUAAGAAAAGGAGGAGGAAGGUCUUGCAUUCAGUUUUAUGUGUUUGCUUUCCCAAGCAAUCACUUCCAUGCUGAAGCCCCGCUUCCCAGGAAGUGGCUGGGCAUUGCCUGCUGAUGGGAAGUAUAGAAUAAAAUUUCUCUUUUUUUAGCUUUGUUUAUGCACACACAAACUUUUGCUUUUA